Molecule: messenger RNA, 1307 nt
Organism: Neohortaea acidophila
Lineage: Eukaryota; Fungi; Ascomycota; Dothideomycetes; Mycosphaerellales; Teratosphaeriaceae
Product: transcription factor S-II, central domain-containing protein
Exons: 2
Coding region: 108-1037 (309 amino acids)
Biological process (GO): transcription elongation by RNA polymerase I; regulation of mRNA 3'-end processing; transcription elongation by RNA polymerase II
Cellular component (GO): nucleus
Molecular function (GO): RNA polymerase II transcription regulatory region sequence-specific DNA binding; zinc ion binding
Source: RefSeq, a predicted model, not a curated record
CCACCACAUCAAUUGCUUUCCACGAGCCAGCUGCGCCGCUACUUCCUCCUUCCGCCUCUCCGCCGAUCUCUUCCGCCUGAAAACACUCGUCGGAGCACACAGCCAGCAUGGCGGCAGCCAUGGACGUCAAACAACUCCAAGAAACCAGCCGGCAGCUAAGCAAAGCCUUCGACGGCGGCGACCCCUCCACCACCCUCCUCACACUCCUCGCCCCGCUCGAGAAAUGGAAAGCCAGCGAAGACCUGCUUCGACAGAGCAAAAUCGGCAUAGCAGUCUCGAAGCUCCGCUCAAGCAAAGACUCCAAAGUCGCGCUCCUCGCAUCCCAACUGAUUAACAAGUGGAAGGCCGAUGUCAAGACUAAGAAGCCUGGCGUCACGGGCACGCCGGGGAAGAACGGACUGAAUGGCGAUCUGCGAAGCCAGACCAACAGCCCGGCGCCGAAGAAGGAGGUCCUCGCGCCGCCGCCGCCUGCGCCGAAGAAGUUCUCCGUUGCGCCGGAGAAGCGCAAUGCGAAAGAGGACGGCGUCGAUACUGCGCUUACCGGCAACCCGACUCGAGAUGGUAGCAUCACUCUCAUCUACAAUGGGCUAGCCUUCAUGUCGGAGGAAGCGCCGGCGGACAUCCUGGCCGUAUCGAAGAGCGUGGAAGCCGCGGCAUUCGAACUCUACCAGCCCGAGACGAGCACGACGUACAAGCAGAAGAUGCGCUCGCUGCAUUUGAACCUCAAGAUGAAGCAAAACGCGGAGCUGCGCAAGGAUGUGUUUAGCCGGGCGAUUGAGCCGAAGAGGUUUGUGAGCAUGUCGAGCGAGGAGCUGAAGAGCGAGGAGAUGCGCAAGAAGGAGAAGGAGAUUGCGAAGGAGAAUAUGAACAAGUCUAUGACGCCGUCCCAGGACAAGAGUAUCUCUACGACACUACAAUGUGGCAAAUGCAAGCAAAGCAAAGUCGCCUACUCGCUGGCUCAGACUCGCUCUGCAGACGAACCGAUGACCGCCUUCUGCGAGUGCACGGUAUGCGGCCAUUUCUGGAAGUUCUCCUAGUCGGCCGGAGUCACGUGACAGCCGAGCUGGGUCAUUACGCGGGUACUACCACGGUGGACGGCGAGAGACGAGCUACUGGGAGGCUUUUGUUUUCAUGACUUUCAUGGGCGGUGAGCGGGAGGGCAUAAGCGCAUGGUGUCCUGGAGUCACGUGGGAAUUGGGGCAGGGUGGCAUUCAGUGAAGUAGUUUGCGCUCGAUGUAUACCUACAAUGUGUGCCGUUUUGCAAUCCAUCCUGCCGUAACGAGAACAUCCGCCAUAUUGUCUUGGAG